AUGUAUGCCAUUGAUGGAUAUAGUUUGUUUAGAAAUGACUGUGACUCUAAUAACACUACAAGACCGUUUGGAGGUACAGCAGUAUACAGCAGAAUCCAAUUAAUUCCUGGCUCUCCUUAUUGUUUAAAUAGGAAUGGUGUUGAGCUGACUAUCAUUAAAUGCAUGUAUCUACCUCAUCUCACCAUUAUUGGUGUGUAUCGAUCCCCAAAAGUGCCAGUAACACAAUUGUGUAUUGCAUUAAGACAGGUACUUUUACAUACAACUACACAGUACAAUAUUUUCCUUGGAGAUUUUAAUGUAAACUGGUUAAAUCAAACUGAUAGAGUUCCAUUAUAUAAUCUAUUUAUUACAGAAAAUAACUACAGACAGUUAGUAUCUUUGUAUACCACUGACAGCAAAACAGCUAUAGACCACAUUUAUACUAACCUGCCAGAAUCUCAGGCAAAGUUACACUUGUUAGAAACUUAUUUUUCAGACCACAAAACAAUAUGUGCGUUAAUAAACUAUGUCAAUACAGAAACAUAACUUCAAUUCAAACUUUUCUUGCCUGUUAUACAGAUAAGGACACAACCACACCUAGAUGUAAUACAAUCCAUACUAAAAGAUGACUACAUAAUCAUAAUAAUCACUACAAAGAUUCAGUAAUUUCUAUAACUCCUUCAUCCCUGUACCCUCCCUCUCCCCUAACAGUAAUCAUCAGGUAAAUAUCCACUAUAUUUCAGUAAUUAUAUACUCAAAGGAUUGGUUUAGCUUAUAUUGUGUCCUUUAUUUUUAUAGGCAAUAAUCCUUUAUUUAUUAAUAGUCUUCUCUUUUUUUUUUUCAGUCAUGGAUGAUUUCUCAAAGCAAACAGCUACUCACAGCACUGGUGCUCCUUCUUCAAGUCAAGAAUUUGUGGGAUACAUACAUAAUGUUUCUGCUGUGUAUAACGAAAAGUUUUUUCAAUGCCAGUUGCAAGGGAGGGAUGAAUCAGUUACCCGAGCCGUGUGCUUCUCACCAAGUAAGCGCAAGAUUUUUGCAGACUUUCAGGACAAGAAGAGCCCCAUAAAAAUUAAAAGGUUCAAAGUAGACACCAAUGCAAACACCAGUGAUCUGUUGAUGGGACAUGAUGUCAUAGUCGAACACUAUCCAGAACUGGACUUCCAAAGAUCACAAAUACAAUCUUCAACCACCCUUUUGUCAGUCAAAUCUGUUCGAGUUGGCCAGCAUAUAACUGUAAAGGCCAAACUAACCAACAUGUCCAAACAGCAAAAAGCAGGAGAUUUAACUCUUGUGAACUGUAUUCUGCUUGACCCUACAGCUUCAAUGAAAAUGGUAUUGUGGGAGAAUUUUAUUAACCAAGUGGAAAACAACCGAACAUAUAUCUUCCACAAUGUAACUGUACGAAAGGACAAAUACAAUGAAACCAUUUACUUAAACACUGCUAAAUAUGGCACUGAAAUCAGACUCACAGAAGAUUUUACUGAAAUCCUAGCUGUGCCACUAACUCAGGACACUACACAAUUUGUAUCCACAACCGUCGAAGGAGAAAUAAUGGGAAUAGUUUCCAUCAACUCGUACUUCUCUUGCUUUAAGUGUAAAAAGAAACUAGAGCAAUCUACUGGAGCAGCAUAUUUGGAGUGCAAAAAUUGUCACAUGAAGCAAAAACUUAAACCUGCAUCUCAACACUGGUAUGCUCAGGUAAUGGUACAGUUCUCUGAUGAGAAGUCCCUAGAACUAACAUUGUUUGAGGAGCCAAUCAAGCAGAUACUGGCAAUUCAAAACCAAAAAAGCCAGCCAACAUUAACUCGGGACAUUCUCACAAACAGUUUAUUAAAUCUUCCAGCAGUAAACUUCACAUACAACACAACAACCAAAGUAGUCCUCAAGAUUGCCCAAAAGGAGUAACUAACAUGUAAUUAACACAUUUUGGUUAACAUAGAAGUAUAUACUCUAGGAUGUACACGUAGUUACAUCUAUCAUUGCAGUUCUGUUUCGUUGAAUUUUAUUAGUACUGAGAAUUGCUACAAAAACCAGUUUGGUUAACACAGUAGUAUAUACUCUAGGAUGUACAUGUAGUUACAUCUAUCAUUGCAGUUCUGUUUCGUUGAAUUUUAUUAGUACUGAGAAUUGCUACAAAACCAGUUUGGUUAACACAGUAG
Messenger RNA from Porites lobata, 2138 nucleotides. The record is from the annotation of a GenBank genome assembly. Lineage: Eukaryota; Metazoa; Cnidaria; Anthozoa; Scleractinia; Poritidae.